This is a messenger RNA of Tripterygium wilfordii, 955 nucleotides long. Its product is annotated as ribonuclease 1-like. The transcript is spliced from 3 exons. Gene Ontology annotation, cellular component: extracellular region. Bases 55 to 801 code for a protein of 248 amino acids. Gene Ontology annotation, molecular function: ribonuclease T2 activity; RNA binding. NCBI's taxonomy places the organism in Eukaryota, Viridiplantae, Streptophyta, Magnoliopsida, Celastrales, Celastraceae. Gene Ontology annotation, biological process: RNA catabolic process. The record is from RefSeq and is a predicted model, not a curated record.
AGUGCAAUAAUACACAAGUGUGUGUGUGAUCGAGAGUUUGUUCGUAGUGGAGACAUGGCAAAAGUAUUCUCAGUUUUUAACCUGAUUGCUGUUAUUCUUGUGCUCAUACUUAGUUUCUUGUUGUAUGAUAGAAAUGCACCAUCAGGUCCCUUUGAUUUUUACAUAAUUAGUUUCAGAUGGCCGCAGUCAUAUUGCAAUCCACCUGGAGUGAAAUGCGAAACUCCAAUUAAAGACUAUUUCACCAUACAUGGGAUAUGGCCGCAAUAUAAUCCUAACACUCAAGUUCCUCCCUUCAACAAAAGCGGAUGCACUACCACAACACCCACACCAGUAGCUGGUAUUACGCAGCAACUAUUAGCUCCAAUUUUAGGAGACAUGACAAACUACUGGCCAAAUCUGCAGAAAUACAGUAUUAUACAGCCAAAUUUGGUUUUUUGGCAAUCUGAAUGGAAGAAACACGGAAUGUGUUUUACUAACCCCGAUCAACCGCUGCAAUACUUCCAGGUUGCCUUAAAUUACAUACAACAACACAAUCUCCUAGAUAUUCUCAAGAACAGCGAUCCUCCCAUUGUUCCUGAUGAUACGGAAACUUAUGACCGUGAUCGCAUUAGAACUGUCAUCGGAAGUUCAUCAGUAGGAGUGCUCCCUGAAAUUCAUUGCAACAAAGAAACUCCUACAGCGACAGAGCAACUUAUGGAGAUUCGCAUUUGUUUCGACAAUAAGAAUGCUCCCAUCAACUGUCCAACACCAUUUAGUCCUGGCUGCGGAACCACUCAAAGUAUACGGUUUCCUAAAGCUUAAGCAUGGAUGCAAAAGCUGAAUGAAAGAAAUGUUGGGUACACUUGAAAUAAAAAAACUUAAAACUUGCUGUUGAACAAGAUGGCUAGGAAGCUCUGUAUUUCUUAUUAACUCAAACUGAAUACCAGUACAACUUAAACAGAGAAUUACUUUGGGA